Messenger RNA from Ceratosolen solmsi marchali, 1129 nucleotides. RefSeq names its product Jumonji domain containing 7. Lineage: Eukaryota; Metazoa; Arthropoda; Insecta; Hymenoptera; Agaonidae. The record is from RefSeq and is a predicted model, not a curated record.
UAUGUUAUUCGAUAGCUCGACGAUCGUAUUUUACUAUCCUGAAUGAUAAAGUUACUGUUUUAGUAUAAGUAAGGACAGAGUUAAUUGUUAGUAAAUAAAAAAGUAUGAACGAUUUGAGUGAAAAUAGGAUUGAAAAUGCCUUUCAUGUACUAUCCCGAGAGUCUCGAGAAUUGUAUAUACCGACAAAAAUUGCUGAAUUAUAUGAAAGCAUAUCGACGCUAGAUUUUUAUAAAAAUUACGUGUCGAAAAAUAUACCAGUUGUCGUGAGGGGUGGAAUUAAACAUUGGAAGGCCGUAGAGAAUUGGAGUACACCAUACUUUAGAGAUAAGAUAGGAAAUAAAAUGGUAAAUGUAGCUGUAACGCCAAAUGGUUAUGCGGAUGCCGUUGCGAAUGAGAUGAAGUUGUCUGGUGCGAGUGAUAAGGAGUUCUGCAUGACAAUGAAUGAAUUUUUAGAAAGUUUGGAAAGGCCCCGCAACGACAGCAUUUUCUAUAUACAAAAGCAAAAUUCCAAUUUUGAGAAAGAAUUUUCAGAACUUUGGAGGGAUAUAGAUUCUCGUGGAUUAUCCUGGGCAACUAAGGCAUUUUCCGCAAAGCCGGAUGCUGUAAAUUUUUGGAUGGGAGAUGCAAGGGCAGUGACGUCCAUGCACAAAGAUCCAUAUGAAAAUAUCUAUUGCGUUAUAUCUGGUGAAAAAGAAUUUAUUUUGCAUCCACCGACGGACCUCCCAUGGAUUCCGUACAAAAUGUAUCCGUUGGCUGCUUAUAAAGAAAUUGAGCGAGGAAAGUGGAUAACCGAAUCCACAUGCAAAAUAAAAAAUUUAAAUGCCAUUGAGCUGGAAAAAUGCAUCGACUGUAAUGGCAAAGUUACGCCUGACUUAGUACCUUGGAUUGCUAUUAAUCCAUUAAAUCCCAAUUUUGAAAAGUAUCCAAGAUAUAAGAAUGCACUGAAAUUAGACAUUAAAGUGAGUAAAGGUGACGUCUUUUAUUUGCCUUCGCUAUGGUUUCAUCAUGUAAAGCAAUCGCACGCUUGCAUUGCUAUAAAUUAUUGGUAUGACAUGGAGUACGACAUAAAAUAUGCUUAUUAUAAGUCUCUAGAAACAUUGUGUAAAUAAUACAGAAGAGGCAGUCAGUU